This is a messenger RNA of Gekko japonicus, 969 nucleotides long. RefSeq names its product phospholipid-transporting ATPase ID-like. Gene Ontology annotation, biological process: Golgi organization; phospholipid translocation. Gene Ontology annotation, cellular component: plasma membrane. Lineage: Eukaryota; Metazoa; Chordata; Lepidosauria; Squamata; Gekkonidae. The transcript has 11 exons. The record is from RefSeq and is a predicted model, not a curated record. The annotation marks the transcript as partial. Gene Ontology annotation, molecular function: ATPase-coupled intramembrane lipid carrier activity.
GCCAUGGGGAAGGCGCUGAGGAGGAGGAGGAGGAGAAGCCCUGCUGCUGCUGCUGAGACGGGGGCAAGCUGUUGAGGGACGCCCGCGGGACUCACCUGCUGAGAGGAGCCUCCCAGGAUGCCGCUCUUCGGGAUAACGUUCGGCAGGAAGAGGGCGCAAGAGGAAGAAAGGCACCUGCGCGCAAACAACCGGCUCUUCAACCUGCAGUUCGAAUAUGCUAGAAACUCCAUCAAGACCGCCAAGUACAACUUGUUCACCUUCCUGCCUCUCAACCUCUUUGAGCAGUUCCAGAGGAUUGCCAACGCCUACUUCCUCUUCCUUCUCAUUUUACAGCUGAUCCCGCAGAUCUCCUCCCUCUCCUGGUUCACCACGGUGGUCCCCUUGGUCUUGGUGCUGGCCGUGUCUGCCGCGAAGGACGCCAUCGACGACUUUAAUCGACACCAAAGCGACAAGCAGGUCAACAACCGCCCUGUCCAGGUGCUGCUCAACGGCAGGCUGAAGGCCGAGUGCUGGCGGAAUGUGGAGGUGGGGGACGUCAUCAAGCUGGAGAAAAACAACUUUGUGACGGCCGACUUGCUCUUGCUGUCCAGCAGCGAGCCCCACAGCCUGAUCUACAUCGAGACGGCUGAACUGGAUGGGGAGACGAACCUGAAGGUGAGGCAGGCCCUGACGGUCACGGCAGAGAUGGGAGAGGACCUCCAGACCCUCGGCGGCUUUGAUGGGGAAGUCCAGUGUGAAGCCCCCAACAACAAGCUGGACAGAUUUGUGGGGACCCUGACGACCAAGGGGGAGAAAUUUGCCCUGGACAACGAGAAGAUGCUGCUCCGGGGCUGCACGAUCCGCAACACGGACUGGUGCUUUGGGCUCGUCAUCUUUGCCGGGCCAGACACCAAACUAAUGCAGAACAGCGGCCGGACCAUCUUCAAGAGGACCAGCAUCGACCGGCUCAUGAACACCUUGGUGCUGGUG